Molecule: messenger RNA, 1296 nt
Organism: Insectozyma verbasci
Lineage: Eukaryota; Fungi; Ascomycota; Pichiomycetes; Serinales; Debaryomycetaceae
Source: the annotation of a GenBank genome assembly
AUGAUUAAACAAUUUUAUAUAUUACUAAAUUUCUUAUAUUUUACAAUUAUAUUUGCAUUAGAUAUUGGAAUUGAACAAACUUUGGUACUUCAUGAUCCAGAAAUAUUACCACUAAAUGAUUCAACUUCAGGAUCUAAUUUCCUCAAAUAUUUGGAUUCAAAUUUUGAAUUGACAUUUGCAGAUUAUAAUAAUGAUGAAAUUUCAUUAUUUUAUAACGAUGAAGAAUCAAUUAGAUUUGAUAAUAUAAUUUUAUUCCCAUCUUCAAAGAAAACAAUCAAUAAUAAAAAAAAUUUAAAUCAACAUAAUUUACUUAAAUUUAUAAAUUUAAAAGGUAAUGUUUUGGUAAUUGGUGGAUCUGAAUCAACUUCGUUACCAGAACCUUUUAGAAUUUGGUUAAACGAAUUGGGAAUUUAUCCAGCUCCUAAAAAUUAUAAAUAUAUCGACCAUUUCAAUACAAAACUCAGUGAGAAAAACAACCUCAUUAAAAACAACAUAGUCGAUAGUUUGAAAGUUGAGUCUUAUGAUGGUUCAGCAGCUUUAAUUACAAAUAAUGAAUUGAUUUUCCCCAUUAUUUCAUCAUCUAAAACUGGGUAUACUAAUAAAGUGGGUACACCAAUUGAUCAAGAAUCUACUUGGACAUUCGGUACUCAAGGAUACUUAGCAGUUGCAUUCCAAGCUCUUAAUAAUGCAAGAGUAGCAUGGAUUGGAUCAAUUGAUUUAUUGAAUCAAGUUGAGAUUUACGAAUGGGUUUUCCAAAAAAAGAAUACUUUGAGAUUACAAUUCGCCCAACAUGUAAACAAUGAAGAUCCAUCGAAGAUUAAUCCAACAUUAUAUAGAAUCAAAGAUCAAGCAAUUUAUACAAUUGGAAUCUCGGAAUUUAAAAAUGGACAAUGGGUACCAUUUGAAAUUGGAGAUGGUUCAGAUUUAACUCCACAAUUAAGUUUUAAAAUGUUGGAUCCUUAUCAAAAAUUGAAUUUGGAAAAAUUGGGUAAAGUAAGCUCAAAAGAGAAGGGAGAUUUAGACACUUUUGCAUAUUUUGUUAAUUUUACAGUUCCUGAUCAUCAUGGAAUGUUUACUUUUGAGUUAGACUACAAGAGACAUGGUUAUUCUUGGAUUUUGGAUAAGAAGAUAGUUACUGUUAGACACCUUGCUAAUGACGAAUUUAAGAGAAGUUGGGAUAUUACUAAUUCUUGGUUAUAUAUUGCUAGUACUUUAUUAGUCAUUAUUGCUUGGUUUUUAUUUGUUGUUAAUUAUAUAUAUGUUGGAAAAGUAAAUUAUAAAAAGAAAGAUCAAUAG